Messenger RNA from Nasonia vitripennis (jewel wasp), 6925 nucleotides. RefSeq names its product leukocyte tyrosine kinase receptor (gene Alk). The record is from RefSeq and is a predicted model, not a curated record. Bases 708 to 5090 code for a protein of 1460 amino acids. The transcript is spliced from 22 exons. Gene Ontology annotation, biological process: multicellular organism development; cell surface receptor protein tyrosine kinase signaling pathway; protein phosphorylation. NCBI's taxonomy places the organism in Eukaryota, Metazoa, Arthropoda, Insecta, Hymenoptera, Pteromalidae. Gene Ontology annotation, cellular component: membrane; signaling receptor complex. Gene Ontology annotation, molecular function: protein binding; ATP binding; transmembrane receptor protein tyrosine kinase activity.
GCGCAGCGCCAGUAGCUGCGCGAGAGCAGCACCCGAAAAGCUCGGCGCGCGCGCGCGGAGACUCGGGAGCUUGCGGAGCUCGCACAUCCUCCGGCGCUCCAGCCUGCAGCGAAGAGUCGGCCCGAGGAGCUGAGGUGAGAGAAGCUGCGAGUUGAUCUGGGAAUCGAUCUCGGCCGGGAGGCCGCGGCAGCGGUUUACGUAACCGCACGCGACUGGAGAGCGGCCAAGCAGAGGCCAGGAAGAGGCGAGAUAGAGGCCAGGAAGGGGCCACCGCGGCCAUCCCUCGCGACGAGCUCAUACAGGAGAGAGCCGUCGGUACUUGUGCAUGCGCGUGCACUUGGUACAUGUACUCUGCAGCAUAAACAGAUCGAGCGAGAGUGGGGGCAACUGCGCUGCAGAGAGCUCCGGCGACAUCUUCGCGCGCGACGGCAAAUGAGUCGCGAAGGAGGCAGCGGGCGAGAGGCAAUGGCACUGCUAGCGGAGGCCGAGGCGGCGACAGCGGCGGCGGCGGCGGCGGCGGCGGCAAUUUCGCGGCCAAGAGCAUCAUCAGCAACAGCCGCUAGUCAAGUGACCCGAAGACUCGCCGAGGCAGAGCUGCUGCGCGGCGUUCUCCUUCUCAGCUGUACGCAUUGAUAUUUAGGCAGCGGCCCUCGCAGAGCCUGGGAAUAGGGAGAUCGGGAGGAUCUCGGAGGGGCCGCGGAGCGGAGAUGCAGGCGAGGGGGCUCCGGCCGGGCCGGCUGCUGCCGCUGCUCGGCCUCGCCCUGGCCGUCCUCGCGGGACUGAUGCAGGCGGGAGCCGAGCGGCGGGGCGCGCGCGGCAGCCUCAAAGACCUCCAGCUGCUGCUGAAGAGCAAGCCCGCCGGCAGCCCGACUCUCGGCCAGUGCGACUUCGACAGAGUCUGCGACUGGUUCUGGAACGCGACGGACGGGAGCUUCCAGCUGGUGAAGCCGCCGCUGCCGACGCAGCUGGGGCCCAGCACCGACGCCAGCAGGCGGCCCGACGGCAAGUUCCUCUACAUGCCCGGCCCGGGCGUCGGCCAGCUGGCCUCGAGAGUGAUCCCGCGCACCGGCUCCAACUGCUACCUCGAGGUCGCGCUCUACCAGGUGGCGAUGAAGCGGGGCACGAUAAACCUCGUCAUCGAGACCUUCAACAAGACCUCCUACCUGGCGAGCAUGCGCUCGGGCAACGACAACGCGACCUGGGAGAGGAGCAAGUUCCACCUGGGCAGCCUCAACCAGGAGUUCAGCAUAAUCCUGGAGAUGCAGGCGCCCUUCGACAACUCGAGCAUCGCCGUCGACGACAUAGACCUGGUCAACUGCUUCCCGGAGUCGCGCAGCUACGAGUGCACCGAGAGCAUGUUCCGCUGCAACAACGGCUCCUGCCUGAAGCGCGAGCACGUCUGCGACCUGACGGCCGACUGCGCCGACGGCGAGGACGAGACCGGCGACUGCGACAAAGUGCCGGAGCACGCCAAGUGUAACUUUGAGGGCGGCUGGUGCGGCUGGUCGAACGUGAGGGGCCGGCCGUUGAACUGGACGCUGCACCAGGGCCCGAUGCCGAGCGAGAGGAUGGGCCCCGUGGCCGACCACACCUACCGAAACGGCACAGGGACCUACGCCUACGUGGACAUGUCGAAGACGGACCUGCAGCUGGGCAGCCGAGCGACCAUCAACAGCCCGAUCUUCAACCCGACGCCGCCGUACAACCACCAGCCCGGCAGCCCCUACAAGAACUCGUGCAAGGUGCGCUUCUUCUACCACCAGUACGGCUCGCACACGGUCCCCCUGGGCCUGUACCUCGUGCAGCUCAAGCCCCAGCAGAACUACAGCCAGCAGAUCUGGCGAUACGUCAAGGACAACAGCGACUCCUGGAACAGCCAGCUGGUCACUCUGCCCGACGUGCGCUACAGGUACUACCUGCAGUUCGAGGCGAGCAAGAGCUACGCCUCCAAGGCGGUCGUCGCCAUCGACGACAUCUCCCUCAGUCCCGAGUGCUUUGGCGUCGGCGUACCGGCCGACAUUCUCGCCGACUUCAACUACUACGACCAGAAGAUUCCGCCGGAGGGCAGCGUUCCGCCGAAGCACGCCGACUUCACCAACAAGACGAUUGUCCGAGUGAGCAGCUGCGGCCAGACGGGCAGAAUCGGCCCGACGCCCGAGCAGUGCGUCGACCAGCAGAACGGCUCGGACGCGCUGGUCGAGGUGCUGUCGGGCACGUCGACGGACGAGGGCGACGCCUCGCUGCGCUUCAAGGGCAUUCAGCGCUGGAUCGCGCCCAGCGGUGGCUACUACACGAUCAUCGCGAUGGGCGCCCGCGGCGGGGCCGGAGCUCUCUCGAUGGGCGUCACGAUGGGCGCGAUGGUGCGCGGCGUCAUCGAGCUCGAGAAGGGCCAGCAGCUCUACUUCAUGGUGGGCCAGCCCGGCACGGACGCCUGUCCCAAGAGCCUGGGCGCCAAGAACGACACGUGCUCGCAGCCGGGCGGCCGGAACGCCAGCAACGAGUACGUCUCCAUCAUGAAGCAGGUGAAGAACAUCGAGUUCCGAGACGGGGGAGGCGGGGGCGGCGGAGCCACUUACAUCUUCACCCUGAAGCCGAACGGCGAGCAGCAGCCUCUGCUGAUCGCCGGGGGCGGCGGAGGACUCGGGCCGACGCAGUUCCGCGACGACGGCGUCCAGCACGCCAAGGGCGCGACUCCGCCCGACAGGGCUCCCUACAACGGCGUGUCCUUCAAGAAGAAUGCCGGUGGAGGCGGCGGCUGGAUAGCCUCGUCGGCGAACGAGACUAGUCACGGGCCGAACGGCAUGGCGCUGACCAAGGGCGGCAUCGGCGGCAUCGGCUGCGGCCCGAACAACGACAAGGGCCACGGCGACGGGGGCUUCGGCGGCGGGGGCGGCGGCUGCCUCUCCGGCGGCGGCGGGGGCGGAUACGCAGGCGGGGACACCGGCCAGGUCGAGUCGGGCAACGGCGAGGGCGGCUACUCGUUCGCCUCGGCGGACCUGCUCCACGUCUCCUUCGCGGAGAAGGCCAACGCCGGGCCCGGCGAGGUUCUCAUCAUCCCGGCGAUAAGCGGCUGCGGCUGCGACUUUCGCUGCGUCGUCGUCGACAGGCACCUCAGCGAGACGCACUGCCUCUGCCCGGCGGGAUGGCAGCUCGGCAACGACAGCAAGGCCUGCGUCACAGUGAGCGAGCCGGACCCGCGCCACCAGACCGUCAUGGUCGUCCUCAUAAUCGUGAGCAUCGGCCUGAUCAUCGCCUUCUCCGGACUCUGCUUUCUGCUAUACAACCGCUACCAGAACCGCAAGGAGCUCGAGAGGAGGCGCCAGGUGAUGUUCGGCAACGGCACCGAGCUCACCUCUCUGCGCGUCGUCUCCGACAGCAUGAUGACCGAGUUCAACCCCAACUACGAGUUUGCCGGAAACCUCUACAGCUUCAAGGACCUGCCCCAGAUACCGCGGGACAGCGUCACCCUCGUCAAACCCCUGGGCCAGGGCGCGUUCGGUGAAGUCUUCCAAGGCGUCUACAAGUACAGCCGCAGCGAGGAGCACCCGGUGGCCGUGAAGACCCUGCCAUCGGUCUCGACGUCCCAGGCCGAGGCGGACUUUAUGAUGGAGGCGCUGAUAAUGAGCAAGUUCGAGCACCCGAACAUCGUGCAGUUCAUCGGCAUAUCCUUCGACAAGCACCCGCGCUACAUCGUUCUCGAGCUGCUCGCCGGCGGCGACCUGAAGAACUUUCUGCGCGAGGAGCGGCCCCGACCGGACCGUCCGACGACGCUGACCAUGCAGAGCCUCAUUAUGUGCGCGUACGACGUGGCGAAGGGCUGCAAGUACAUGGAGGAGGCGCGCUUCAUCCACCGGGACAUCGCGGCGCGCAACUGCCUGCUCAGCUGCAAGGGUCCCGGCCGAGUCGUCAAAAUCGCGGACUUUGGCAUGGCCCGGGACAUUUACCGGAGCGACUACUACCGCAAGGGCGGCAAGGCCAUGCUGCCCAUCAAGUGGAUGCCGCCCGAGAGCUUCCUCGACGGCAUCUUCACCACCAAGACUGACGUCUGGGCGUUCGGCGUGCUGCUCUGGGAGAUCAUGUCCUUCGGCUACAUGCCCUACACGGGCUGCGCGAAUCGCGAGGUCAUGUCGAUGGUCACGAGCGGCGGCAGGCUGGAGAGGCCCGCGGGCUGUCCCGACCCGAUCUACGGCAUAAUGACGCGCUGCUGGCACCCGCACCCGGAGGAGCGGCCGAGCUUCAGCAGCAUCGUCGAGCGGAUAGGCUACUGCUUGCAGGACCCGGACGUGAUAAAUCACCCGACGCCGAACUACGACCUCCUGCCGAUUUGCGAGCGGGAAAUCACGAUCAUGAGGCCCGACCCCGAGACCGAGUGCAUAAACGUGCAGGCAGACAGCGUAUGCCAUUCUGCGCAGCUGGACGGCUGCGGCUACGUGCAGCCGCGGCUCAACCUCCGCCCGGCCAAGUACCGGAUCGGACAGCCAGCCGGCAUCGUGUACGCCUCGCUGAGGCACGGCUCGGAGGAUCGCGAGAACCGCAACGGGCCCCAGCAGCCGCAGGCCAGCCCCGAAGGCUCGCCGGCCCGCGAGCACGAGCUCGACGACGUCUGCGACAACAGGGAGCAGUGCCAGCGGCUCGAGGAGGCCGCCGAGCCCAACGCGAACCCGCGCGACGGCGGCGACGAGAAGCCGGCGGCGGAGCAGGGAGAGGCUCGCGGCCAGAACGGCAACAACGGCGAGAGCACCACGACCACCGACACCAACAGCGACUCGAUAUUCAUGCCCUCCUCGAGGACGCCGCCGGACACGGCCUCCUCCUCGCCCAACACGCGCACCUCCUCGCCGAACCACGCGGCCGGCGGACCCCUGGACAACGGCAACAGCGGCAACAGCGGCAAUCCCAACAACAACGUCAACGGCGUCAUCCGCAAGAGCGCGCUCAAGGCCGCGCUGAGCCUCGACCCCAGCGCCCUGUGCCGGGGCGCGAUACCCUACGAGAAGAUGGCCUUCUCGCCGCCCAAGCCGCGGCUCAGCAAUCCCGGCAGCGCGGAGCUCGCGAGGAAGCCGGUGAACGAUGUUCCCAGGACUCGCUGAGCAGUCACGGGCUGCCGCGCGAGGAGGAGUGCUCCUGCUGAGAGUCGCACGGCGGGGCCUGACGCUCCCCGGCUGCGUCGGACACCGAGACCGAGACCGAGACCGAGGCCGAGGCCGAGGCCGAGACUGCCUACCCCGGCGACUACUGCCCGCGCAGCCCCCGGCGCUCGGCCACAAUGCCCGCGAUCCGCUACGCGGCCGUCGCCACCUCGCCGAGAUCGCGCCGCUCCGAGCAGUCCUCCGAGGAGACGCUCAUCUGACCCUGCGAGAAUGCGAUCUGUGCAGGACCCCGUGCAGGACGAUGAGUCAUCGACCAAAGACUCGUGCGCGAGUCUGCUGGAAAGGGAAAGCAGUUACGAGAAGAGAUAGACCCUCUUGUCAACGAAUUCACAUAAGCUAUAUAUCCAGUGCAUCUAUCCAGCCAUCUUCUAAUCUCUGUAAGACAACUGUUUGUACACAGGUAACAAGAUUUUUCAUCUACGAUAUCUCGCUGUGCGCGUAUCCGCAAUUGGGUAAGAUACGCCGACGGCUCCCAUGUAGCACAGAGGCAUAACGAUCACAGUUGGGAUUUCACAUUUUUCUAUAAUCCUGUACACUGUAUACAUAGCUAUAUGUAGGAUAUACACUUUUGUUAAGGCAGAACCGCACACGCGGAUGAGUAUACUUAUAGGACAACGACUUGCUCGCAAUGCCGCCAAAGCCAAAGCCAUGUACGAAGACCGCCGAUCCUUUCAUGUUCAUCUCGUAAUGGAAAUUACAGCAAGCAUUCCCUCUCCUACUAUAAACCUGAUGUUCGUUUACGAUACGGUGCGUAUCUUACACGUAACAGCGUAUAUAUUUUUGAUUGCCAAGCAAGCGCAUCGGACCUCAUGCGCGACGCGAGUCGCGAUUCUCUGCAAUAACAUGCGUAGUCAACCCAAGUAACAGCUGUAGAACAAACAUUCAUCCAUAUACGGUCUGCAGCGUAUCGACACGCUUGUUGUAUUGAGCCGAGCUGCAACUGCGGAAAUAAUGCAUUGCUCUCGUGUGCGGGCGGUCUCAACGCAGGCCAAAUAGCAAACUAAGCCAAAUAAGUAGUGCAGCGGUGCCAAUGUUAGGUGGUGUCGAGCUGCAGAGGUUCCGACUCCCCGUUUGCCGUCUGCUGGUUGGAGGCAAAGCUGCGUGCCAGCAUAGUCUUUAUAUACGCGAAAAUAUUUUUUUUAAAUAUCACCUAGUAUCUCCGUUACCUUAACCGACAAAAGUAUUAUAUUGAAGAAACUCGUCGAGUCGAGUUGCUGUGGAAGAGUUACGUUUUUGCGCAGGACGACAGGGUUUUAGCGAGUUGCGAGGAAAAAAUGGUAAAUCAGAAAAGCGCGAUGCUCUUUUUCAAGUUUGGAAGAAUAAUUUAGGCUCGAUCGCGAUGAAUGAAUUAACUUCCCUUGCGUUCUCAUUCAUGAUAGAGGGUCUGCAGCUAGUUAACGCCGCUGCUGAGGGAGUGGACCUGAAAAACGCUUUGAAAAGGGAAAAGACGCAAAAAAGUAGAGUAUAAAUUACAAAAAUACGUGUGAGGCGGUGAGCUCAAACCGUUUAUAAUGGAGGCAUCGAAGUAACUCGGGUUAGUUUUAAUAAGCAGUAUAUUUACCCGCAUAAGUACCUCUUUGUAUUACACAUUUUAAUCGGUGAUUAUAUACACGUGUAUAAAAUAUAUAACAUUAUACGCAUAUACAUAUGCAUAUAAAUAUAUAAAAUUAUGUAAUGUGAGGGAACGGAAACUCACAGACCUCAUUUAAGGUGUACAAAAUCGUAAGAAAGAACAAAGCUACAAGAAAUAAACAAAUGAUAUUGUAAGGUUUUUA